Molecule: messenger RNA, 2397 nt
Organism: Daldinia childiae
Lineage: Eukaryota; Fungi; Ascomycota; Sordariomycetes; Xylariales; Hypoxylaceae
Product: Disintegrin and metalloproteinase domain-containing protein B
Exons: 1
Coding region: 1-2397 (798 amino acids)
Biological process (GO): proteolysis
Molecular function (GO): metalloendopeptidase activity
Source: RefSeq, a predicted model, not a curated record
AUGCGCGGUAUUCUCAAGGCUGCGGCCGUCAUUCUAUCAGCACUAUCACAUUCCUCACUUGCUCAUUCCGUUAAACGAAAUGCUUUGAAUUAUAUCAGUCGGCUCGAUAACCCCGUAAUACAUACCGCUUCCAAUCGAGUCCACGCUUAUGCUUCAUUUGAUCUCACAUUCCUACUACACGACGAGAAAGACAAGAUCCGGAUAUCCUUAGAACCUAACCUCGAUGUGCUUUCAGAUUCAGCAGUGGUACGCUAUCUUAGUCCUGAUGGGUCUGUGACGGAAGAGAAGAUACAAAGGACCGACCACAAGGUGUUCAAGGGCCACGCCUUCGUACAACAUCCGCAUCAUUCUGAAUGGAUCAAUUCCGGUUGGGCGAGGAUAACAGUCUAUCGAGAUGGUCCGAGGCCGUUAUUCGAGGGAACGUUUCGGGUCAACGGGAACCACCACCACAUCCAGACGAGCUCUAACUAUAGACAAACGCAGCACGAAGAUGAUCCUAGUGCGGAUGUUGCCGAUGACGAGUACAUGGUCGUCUGGAGGGAUUCGGACAUUAAAUCGAGUUACGAUAUUUCAGAAUUGAAGCGCGAUCUCGGUGAGAACUCGUGUUCGUCUGAUAUGCUUAACUUCAAUAACGAGGACGAGCAUCCUGUGCACCGGGGCUUGGAUCUCCGUGAUUUAUCGGCGGUGGAUGCAAAUAGCCUCUUCGGCCGAGACGAGAUUGACGGGACGACUACUGGGAACGGUGCCGGUGUCAAUCUUACUCAGAGUAUCGGGUCUACUCAAGGUUGUCCCACCACCCGCAAGAUUGCCCUGGUCGGGAUCGCAGCAGAUUGCACAUAUACGGCGCAGUUUCCUAAUAAGAGUGAUGUGCGUUCCCAUAUCGUUCAGCAGGUUAGCUCGGCCUCAGCGCUAUUCGAAAGUUCAUUCAAUAUCUCCCUAGGUAUCCAAAACCUAACCAUCAGUGAUGCGGUAUGCCCGGGAACCCCUCCGGAUAGUGCCAAAUGGAAUGUCGCCUGUGGCGAUAGUGUCACGAUUACGAAUCGACUUAACUUAUUUUCCGAGUGGAGAGGUCGGUUUAACGACACCAAUGCGUACUGGACGUUAAUGAGUACGUGCAAUACCGAUGCAGCUGUAGGAUUAGCAUGGCUAGGACAGCUAUGCUCCCAAGGAUCGGGAACUCAAGCAGACUCGAGCGGAGGAAAUGAAACAAUCGCGGGAGCCAACGUCGUCGUUCGAACCUCGACCGAAUGGCAGGUAUUUGCGCACGAAACAGGUCACACGUUUGGUGCUUUCCACGAUUGUGUACCCGACACCUGCUCAGACGGCACGGUUUCGAUGCAGAAGUGUUGUCCACUUAGUAGCUCUACGUGUAAUGCUAACGGAGCUUUCAUUAUGAACCCAUCUACCUCUGACGGCGUUACGCAAUUCUCCCCUUGUACUAUUGGCAACAUUUGCUCGGCUAUGGGUCGGAAUAGUGUAAGGUCAAGCUGUUUGACGAACAAUAAAAACGUCGUUACAAUCUCACCAAGUCAAUGUGGUAAUGGCAUCGUGGAGACAGGAGAGGACUGCGAUUGUGGAGGUGAAGAAGGAUGCGCCAAUAACAGCUGCUGCGAUCCAGGAACCUGUCGAUUUAAAACCAAUGCCGUAUGCGAUCCGACCAACGAAGACUGUUGUACGGCCCAAUGUCAAUUCAAAUCGUCGGGUUCGGUUUGCAGAGACAGCACUGGUACAUGUGACCCCCAGGAGACCUGUAGUGGUAAUUCUGGGACGUGUCCUGCCGAUGUCAAGUCAGCAGAUGGUCAAGCCUGCGGUGCCAGUGGUGGUGGUUUGACCUGCGCCUCCGGACAGUGUACUUCUCGUGAUUUACAAUGCCGGACGUUAGUAGGUUCGUUGACUAACAAUAACGCGACGUCAGCUUGUGACUCGCAGACCUGUCAACUUCGGUGCGCUUCAUCUGAUCUCGGGCCAAACGCCUGCUAUGAUAUGAAGCAACACUUCCUAGAUGGCACUCCUUGCCAAGGUGGAGGGAAAUGUGGUAAUGGACAAUGUAAGGGAUCAAGCUUCACCGACCAGGUAGGAAGCUUUUUCAACGACAACAAGCACAUUAUCAUCCCCGUCGCCUCAGCCGUUGGUGGCUUCAUCGUACUCUGCUUGUUAUGUUGUAUAUUUUCAUCUUGUCGACGUAGGUCACGGAGAAGAAAGAUAGCCAAGACAACUCAACCGAAUAGCAGCUGGGUUGGUGGAGCCGGAGGUGCGUGGGUUGCGAAUCCAGUCUCCCGUCCACCCCCAGCAGCUCCAGGAAGAAAUAAUCGAGGUCCGCCGCAACAGCAACAACAGUCCUGGCAAGGCGAAAAUCAGUGGAUGCCACCUAGAGCACCUACAAUGCGGUAUGCGUAG